GAGCCACGCCUGGCCGGGCAACAUAAUUAAUUCUUGUUGGGUUGCCUUAUCUGGUGGUAGCAGAGUCAUGCAGGUACACUAGACCCCAGGUGGACUGCAGGCUGCAGAUAUCCCCCAAUAGGUUUAGAAAGGGAUACAGCAGGUUGGUGACAGGAAGAUCCAUCUAAGAAUGCAUCUAUACUAUUUAUAAAUAGAAUUAUUGAUGCUUAUCUGAAAGUAAGUUGAUGUUAUGAAAUUAUUAUGUGCUUCGGGGUAAGGCAGAUUUUCUUAUUCUGGAAAUUUGGGAAGACUUAGUGUGUGACUUUGGGUCUGUUUUCUUAGUUAUAAAAUGGGGAUGCCAUGCCUGCCUCAGGGCAGGUGUGUGCUUGAAAUAACCAAGCAUCACCCACAGAAGAUAUAUAACACUGGUUCUCCUCCCACCAUGGAGCUAAUUCAGAUCAGCCACUCUGGGGAGUUUGGUGCUGACCUCAGUUUCCUAUAUUUUCAGAAGUCAGGUUUCUAGCCCCUCUAUGGCCACUUCCAGUGCUAAUCGCCAGCUAGUGAUGCUGGAAGGGAAGUCAGGACCCUACUUUUCCUCUCUGGACUCGAGCAUCGAGAUCCUGAAGAAAAGGGCCCAGGAGCUGAUCGAAAACAUCAACGAGAGCAGGCAGAAGGACCAUGCACUCAUGACCAACUUCAGGGACAGCCUCAAGACCAAGGUUUCAGAACUGACAGAGAAGCUAGAGGAGAGGAUGUAUCAGCUUUAUAAUCACCACAAUAAGAUCAUUCAGGAAAAGCUCCAAGAGUUCACCCAGAAGAUGGCAAAGAUCAGCCAUUUGGAAACAGAGCUCAAACAAGUGUGCCACACUGUGGAGACUGUGUACAAAGACCUGUGUGUCCAGCCAGAGGCUACUAUUUUCGAAGAAGAACAAACGCAUAAAGAUGGCGAAUGCUGACAGCUUCUGAGAGAGUUGCCUCUUACUGAUAGCCACCAAGAGAAGGCUCAGAGGCCACCUUUCUGGCUACACUGAGAAAAUUGUUUUUCACAGUUCUAUAAUACAUCUUGGCAAAAAGAAGAAAAAAAAAAGAGAAAAAAACUUGUGCCAGACCCAAAGGCAGCGAGUCCAGCCACCACCAUGGGCACAGAUUUGGUGUCUCCAACAUGUGGUAAAUUUACUCCAUCCCAUCCCAGUUCAUUAAACGUUUGAUUUUCAACUCA
Molecule: messenger RNA, 1198 nt
Organism: Miniopterus natalensis
Lineage: Eukaryota; Metazoa; Chordata; Mammalia; Chiroptera; Miniopteridae
Gene: SYCE2
Product: synaptonemal complex central element protein 2
Biological process (GO): synaptonemal complex assembly
Cellular component (GO): central element
Source: RefSeq, a predicted model, not a curated record